AUUCCACAAGGGAAUAACCACGUAACAGCCAAUACUCGGUUUAAAUAGCUAAAAACGCAAAAUUUGAGUAAAAUCUCAGAUUUUUGAAAAAUAACGCUAUUCAAAGCGUUACGCGUUACGUUACGGGCAAAAAACGUGAGCCACCGCAUCCGCAUGUACUCAGACGGAAUAACACCGGCGAAAAUGUGCUCUUAUCACCAUUUCAUCACUUCGAAGGAAAGUUUGAUUAAUUUAGAAGUUGUUCUUAGCAAAGUUGUACUUUUGAGUAAUUAAAGGCUACGUUGAAAUUAACUAACGUGUUAAUACACUCUUUAGCGAUUUCUACAGUGCCAGCUGUAUUGAAACGAAAAAAUGGAAGCGGAAAUGAACAACGGUGACCAUAACAACCAAGAGCACACCAUCGCCAACCAACGAAUCCGUCAAACCUGCAAAAUUACAAAAAGACAUGGCGAAAUAUAUCGGAAAUGCUACGUGCAAAAUGGUAACGGUCCAGAAACGAUGAAAUGGAUUAAGUUAGAGUUCCUGCAAUGGUGGGACGAGCUGACUGAAAAUACGGAUCAUUACGAAGUAUGUUUUGCCAUUAAGGCGUUAUUAAUUGCACAAAUGAACAUAGAUACUAAUCUAUCACGAUAUUUGUUUGUUAAAUAAAGGAGUAACUAGUUAAUACGAUAACAACGGCGUAGAAACUCCAGCGAAUCGACGUAUUUGCGGGUGAAUCAGCGCACCAGAUUGCGACAAAUGAAACACAUACAAGAUGUGAUCAUUGUCGUGAUAAUUUUAGUCAUAUCAUAUUAAUUUGCAUUUCCGUAUUUGUUUCUCAUGCUUUAAAUAUAAAUGUAUUUCGUACCGCUUGCUUUAAUUAGCUAUUCACACUUUCAUUGCACAGCUUUACAUUGCAUACUUCGCCGAAAGUAAACAAUGAACGUUUGUACACAGCUUAAUCACACGCACAUGAACAAAUGGAUACUUCGUAGAAAGUAACCUAACGUUCAACACACGCCUCAUAAAAUUAACAACUCAAACGCUUGAUGGUAUUUUAAUCAGAUUCGAUACUAACAUUUUCGAUCGAUUUUUAGUACCUAAGAAGAAUGAAAAGCUGAUACAUACGAUGACGAAGGCUGAAAUGGAAAACAUAUCAAACAACAUAAAAUACAAAUUCAGGUAACAACUCGAAGUGUAUUCAUAAUACUAAACGAUUCGGUAAAAAAGCGGGCGGCAUGAAUACUUUAUUAGUGUCUACAGUGAAUUUAUAACAUUCGGUUUUUUCGUUUCAAAAUAGUUAGCAACAAGCUACGUGAGUUGAAAAUUACUCUAAUAAGAGUUGGUUUCGAACUUAUCAUUAGAUUUUGAAAGUUAGCAUUACAUCUACGAUCAAUUCACCGGCGAGUGGAAUGAUUCUAACGUGGAUGAGCUACGAAGAUGAAACCGAACGUUGAUGCAAAAUUUUCUUUAUGGUAAAAUAAAAUAUCACGUAAGUACCAAUUACAUACUUCAAUGUAAGUAAGUAAUGAGUACCAGACGAUCUCUCAGAGUACAGAUUGUUCAGAUAAUGUUUAUUUCCAAAUCAUAAAAUGAGCUACGUAGACGAAACCGAACGUUACAGUAAUUAUCUUCCAGAAUAAUGAUCGCUGAGUAAAAACUGCGUACUUCAACGUAAGUAAAACAGUAGGUACUUGGUGAUUUGGUUUCAAACGCUAAUUCUCCGGUUUAGUAUUUUGAAAAAUAUUCCAAAGUGAGUAAAAUUCAAAAUUACAAAUUAGCAGCGAACCAAAUCAAAUCAUUCAUAACUAGCGAAUAAUUUAGUCAAUUCAGAUACGCAAAUGAAAGAUAAUUUUAACGAACGUUCAUUAGCAGAAUACCUACGGUCAAUUUACCGGUGAGUAAAGUGAUUGUAGCUAGGAAGAGCUACGUAGACGUAACCGGUCUCAAUUAAUAAUGAUUUUGCGAAAUAAAUUAGCUAGGAGAAGCCACGUAGAAAAUACCGAUGGUCUCUUAGUUUAAAAUUUCAAAAACAGCUAAAAGAGCUACGAAACUGAAACCGAUUAUACUAAGACCAAAUAAUAGUACUAAAUCAACCUAGAUUUAUGAAUAAUUAGCAGUAAUAAUUUAUUUAGAAAUUAUGAUCGCUAAUAACGUUCACGUAUUUUCAUACAGAUUCCAGAUCGUAUACGAAGGGCGAGCAAAUUUUAUCGUAGUAUAAAAUACCGCCAGCGGUACAAAUGGAAUAUAGCAACGUUGCCAGACGUAGCAUUUAGAAGUAGAAAAUACAGGUACAGUGACUAAUUAUGUAGUCGUUUAGAAUUUCCAGCAUCAGUGUUAAGUAAUACAAUGUUUAUUUUUCUCGGUGAAACAACUACGAGUAUGAUGAAAAUAAGCAGAUUUUCACAACAGAAAGUAGCAGUUGAAAAGUAAUCAGAAAAAAUUGAAUUCAAACUGGAAUAAAUCGACAACAUAGCAAACUCUAUUCAGAAAGUUGCUUUUGGAGCUAAACGUACAGGUAAAACUUAGUUAGCAUACUGAGAUUAAUGUACAAAUCCAUAUACCCUGUCUAAACACUACAACUCGAAAUUCGAAGAGAUAAAAUUACAAAAACGCAAUUUUCAAACGCAGACAAGUUCAAAAUUCUUUCGAAAUAAUAGAUUUUGAAACAUUUUCAUUUUCGAAAAGUACAUAUCAAGAAAUGUAAUACUAUACACAGAUAGUGAUUCAUUUCACCAACAUAUGCCCUCUUGUUUGCGAGAAAUCGAAAUUGAGAGUUGAAAUUCGCUCAUUUUGAGACGUUUUCGAAAUGAUAACAAUACAUUUUGAAAAAUCCUAGAUACGAAUGGAAAUAAUGGAGAGUCCAAAAUAACUAAAUUUUGUUGACUCGAAAUUAGUUCAAAUCUCAAAAUACAAUUUUGAAAAUUCCAAAUCGCGAAUAAAAUAACCGAAAUAACAGAUUUUGGAUAUUUUUUCACGAAAUUUUUGUAAUACAGUAAAAGACUGUGAUGCAAAUUUCUUCGAACGAAUACCUGAAAAGGACAUAAAUAAAAACCACAGGAGUAGUAAUAUUUAAUUGAUGACAAAUAAAAAUUUGAAUAAUUAGAAUUUCGAGGUGAUAAUUACAAAAAUCACCAGCACGCAAAUUUCAACCAUCGAAUCCGAGAAAAGAUUGGAAUCGAUGAAGAAAUCUGACGCAAUAAUUUCGAGACAAAGAAAAAACGUGCAUUUAACAAAAGGCAGAUGUUUUCUUUCGAUGAAGAGAAAGCGACGUGACUCGUAGCGAUAGCAAAAUGGCUGACAGGCCGUUAAAAAAUUCGAUUUAAUUGCGACGUAGUUUAUCAUAACAAUAAAGACCGCCGAACUGCGCAUUUAGGCGCACAUUUUGACAAACCCGUUCCAGGAAAAUCGGCGCCGUCUGAUAUUUUCUGCUUAGAACAUUCUAGAAGGUUAUAGUCAAAACCUGCCGUUCGAGCGCAUCGCUACCAACACAACGCCGAGUUUGACCAAUCCCGUUCGCUGCCGCUGAGUAGCGAAGUGGGGGAAAGACUCGGCAGUUGGAAGCAACGACGAACCUGAUCCAACUAUCGAAAUCAUUAUUUCGUUUCACGUGCUACCGAGUACAUGCCUUUGCUCUUGCUAUAUGUUUUGCUAAUGCGUUUUUGAAUCUUCGUAUUCUGUCUUCGCGUCUUAUUUUUGCGUUGCUAUCGUAAGUAAUUAUUACUUAUUUCGAGUAUAGUAUUUUCGUUUCUCGUUUCAAUUUUAAAUAUUUGUCGUCAGCUCCUGUGGUAAGUACAAACUCGUACGAUUAAUAUGCUUUUAAUAUACUAAGCAGUGUUAACGUAAAAGACAAUAGGCCCACCAUGCCGAUUUGUUUUCGAAUAAUUAUUCAACAUUUAUUUUUUCGCUAAAUCGGUAUUGCCUUACAACUUCGUUUAACACCUCGUCGCAUUUCUGUUCACAGUGAUGGCAGAAUCUACGCAUCUCGCAUGCGACAAAUGCGGUUUGGUGAUUACGUCACCAGGCAAGCAGUAUGGAGGCGACAAAAAGGUUCCCGAAUCAAUCUACAUAACCAAGUGUCAGCAUCUUUAUCAUAAGAGCUGCAUCAUGAAAGCGAUAAAAAACUCCGAACUUCGAAAUCCUGCCGGCGUGCAGUUGACUAAGUGUACACAUAUUGGAUGCGAACGAGAUGUGAGCGAGGACAUCUGCUACAAGGUAGAGGUAACUCGUAUUCAAAUCUCGACGCCUGAACCUACGGAAGCCGCAACCGGCGAGUUGCAAGCUCUCCGUAGGGAAAUCGCUCAGUUGCAUACCGACAGAGAACUACAACAAGAUUUGUCCGAAGACAUGUACAAGAAAAUGUCAGAUUUCGAAGUACAAUUAACUGAUGCUAAUAAUAUGAUCGCGAGUUUAAAAGCUCAAUUGGAAACCACUACGGCGAAAUACGAGGCACUUCGUAAAGCCAAAAUGUCAUCGCUAUUCCCGAGCUCCACAGCGAUAGCCAGUCACUUGAACCAGCAAUCUGCAACCAGCUCGAAUGCGACGACGCCAGCUUCGCUGCCGGCGGUUACGGCCACCUUACCGACGAAUACGACGCCGAUUUCGACGACCACUACACCUACCGCGGCGACAAACGAGCUCUGCCAGGGGUUUGUACCGUCACCGUUCCCGCCACCACCUCCGGUCAACAACGGUACACCAAAGGUCACGCCGAAAGUUCCGAAGCCGUCAAAAAACGCGGAAAGAGGUAUCCCCGCGCCCACGCCGGUGGGCGCAGGGAUACCUCAAACAAACGCCGCUACCGCGAGCAACCUUACGCAAGGCCUCCACCGCCCGCCGCCCGGUUUCCCGAUCAUAACAGGCGCCGCAGCGAACGCCGCGACGAACGCUACGACGAACGCAGCGACGGACGCUACGACGAACGCUACGAUAAUCGACGGUACGACGAAUACGAGCACCAUCACGACGAACGCCGCUACGACAACCGCCCCACGGACACUCGCUCACGUCGAGGACGCGGCCGACGGGGCGCUUAUUAGUUUCAAAAUCCCGUUCGUGCAACCGGGUACAGCGCCGACUGUACCGGAUGCAAGUUCCCACUCGCCGAUUUCACCUUACUGGGAUUUCCCGCAAAAGAAGGAAACAGACUACUGGGGAAGACCACUCGCUCAAAGUGGCGAGCAGUCGAACUCCAGCGCGCCUGAUACCGCCAACACGCAGAAUUCCGUUGAUCCGAACGCGAAUUUGAACGUACCGAAUCAAGCCGAAAGUGCUCAACCAACGGCGAACCAGUCUCCGGCGGUUGUACCAAAAAAGAAAAAGCGGGCAAAACCGGGAAAACAGUCCAAUACGAAAGCAAAUCGAGACACCUUCGAUUCACGAUACCCGGAGGUAACGCACGAAGUGUUAGCGCCAUUCUACCCAACGAAUGCCUACCCGCAACACUUUUCGGUCUGCGGUUUGAAAAUCGGCGAAGCAAAACCCGUUAUGGCUCUGUUCGCGUACAAAUAUUGGAUUGUAGGCGACAUCCAUGCUCAUGGCAUCAUGCAUGCGAUUACGGAAGGCAAACCAUACCAUGACAACAUAGAUAAGCGCAUGUAUAAGCGCGACAUGAAGAUUUCGGAAUUGAUUGAGUUAAUCGUCGAAUUAAAACAAAUCCCGAAAAAUCUCAUGAUAUCUAUUGGCACGUUCGACAUCUUCUCAUUUACGCCACCGAAUACCUUCGACUUAAAUUUCCGGAAACUCAUCGAAGUUUUAGGAGAUAAAAAAGUCGAACAGGUAAUCAUGUUGCCUCCGAACGCAAGCGGCCGACUGCACAACAACACGUUCCGGCAAAUUACACAAACAUUCUCGUACAAUUGGGGAACUGGAAAAUUCCAGUAUAUGGUUGCGAGCCACUUACUCAACGACUUGAACCUGGAAUUGGCAUCAGUGGACGAGCUUGGCCCGAAAUAUACGAAAGCUACAUACCAAAAAGUAGCAAACUGUAUUGCAGCCGUAUUUAUUCCGGAACCAGUUAUCGAAAAAAGCGAUUCAACCGUCGAGUUGAAUAACGCUAAUAGCGCCGCAUCUUCACCUGCAACGCCUCCAACAUCAAAAGCGAAGCUUGAUACGAACGUCGAUUCGCAACAAACUUCCGCACCAGUGAUGCCGCAGUUCAAUCUGCCAAAAUCGUCGUUCCAGCAAAGCCCGAAUGACAUCGUAACCGACACCCUGUCACCAUCCUACGUAAACCCGCAGUUGCAGCAGGCAACAGCGAAUUACCUGGGAAAUAAAGCAGUGGGUACGCCGCCAUACCCCAAAGUGGGUACAGCGACACCUGGAUGUCAUCCGCUAGAUCCGCGCAACCAAAAGGCGAAAUCAACAACUUCAACGAAAGUUGAGAUUUCACCAUACAGUGGCUUGCACCAAACAAAUGUAGGUUUUUCUGACGACGAACAGAAACCGCUUACCGAUAAGGAGGUGAUCGAACGCGCCAAAGUCCUCACUAAAAUUCAAGCCGAUGUAAAAGCUAGUAAAGCGAAAGAGCAGGAGCGACUAGCCGCCGAUGCCAAAUCGCGCGAAUCGUUGAAGGAAAAGAUGGAGUGGAAGAAGGAAGCCGAUAAUGCUAAAGCUGGCAUCUCCUCGUCGAAGGAGAAACCAGCCCGCAACGUUUCUGAAAAAUCCGGGAUUUCGUCGGAUGAUUCAAAUAACAAACUCAGCACGUCUAAAACUCCAUCCCGCGCAGCCUCCAAAGCAAGAGAACGCUCUCGCUCAGAGCACAGAUCGUCGAAUAGAUCAAAAGAUCGCAAGGUAAAGUCGGGAGAUGAGUCAAACGUACUCAACACCGACUUAUUGCCCAACCCGACCAAUAAAGAGGACAAAUACAUCGGUUAUAUGGUGAAAACGCCACCAUCGGGCAAACCUCCCACCGAAGCGGAGAGACGAAUGUACGAGAUAUUCGGCAAUACCGAUGGUGUACCUGAGCCUACCGACUCAACGACCUCUGCCUCUGCUUCGGAAAGCGACACGACAAAAGUCGUCAAAUCAAAACCGCGCAAAUCACGCAGCUCGGUGAAAGUUAAGCUCUCGCCGCCGCAAACGCUACUUACCUAUAUUCCGAGACAGCAGCGCGCAAAGCAGCAGCGAGUAAACGCAGCGCUUAAGCGCAACUUAGUUCUCAAAAAGGUAUUCGGUAAACAGUCGCAACCGAAGGUGCAAACUGAAGCUGAACAUCCUGCGACGGAAGGAACAGUCAGCACUCAGCCAAAGGUACUCGUGCCGAAGCUUGAUUUAACAGAACCAACGCCGCAUGAGAAACCAGUUAAAACGGUCGACUUAACCGAGUCAGCGGAAUCCGAUAAACCUCUCAAAACUAUCGAUCUCACCAAUACGGUAGAUCCUUCCGCCGAGGAGGAACUACCUCGAGGAGCGCAGUCAAUCGAACAGCGCACUCUAACAAAGGUUGAUACAGCGGUACAGGAUACGACUCUAACUCUACAUUCCGUCGAGAAUGAUGAGUUUACUACCAUCCGACAAGUAGUAACCACCGUAGUUACUACUGAAGCGAUUGAAACUACCGAGCCGGCUCAUCUCGUUGGUACUUAUGAUCUGACUAAUGAGAGUCCUCGCAACGACGAAGAAUCUCAACAGCCAGUAUCACCACGCACCGAAGCAGCGCUCCUCGACGAAGGAGUACAGCAAACGGGUGUACCGGCAAUUGAACCUUCAAACGACGAUGAAGGUGAAGACGACGAGGAGGAUGAAGAAGACGAAGAUCUUUAAACCAACUCGCGUUUUCUUUGUAAAUAGUUAAUAAUUUUUUAUCAUUAUCAUUUCUCGUUCUCUUAAAUUUGCCAAAACUCACUGUCGUAGUAGUAAUAAGCUAUACUGUAUGAUUUUUUUUUGAUAUCAGAAUACAAGAUUUUGAAUCAAUGUUCUUUUCAUUUACUUUGUCGAAACUAUUUUGAUUACAGCAAUGAAUAUUCAAGAACGCUGGUGUGCCUUCAAUGAUAUUUAUUAUAUACCGCGCACAUGAGCAUUAAACGUCAUAAUCAAGAUGACUGUUUCUAUGUAUCAACAACAACUCGUUCAAUUGAACUCGACAAAGAGUAUUUUAUACUAUGGUUUGCACUGCUGUUACUCUACACAGACUUAGUUUGGCAAAUCUACAAGAUUGAAAAGCUCACAAUCGUCGAAUUGUUGAAACUUUCAACAUACUAAGCUUCGAACUUUUCUAACAGGAAUUGAUCGAAAUUUACGUUUUUUUAUCCCAAUCGUCGAAUUGGUGGUCUUUUCUCUAUGUUACAAACUCGUCGUAGUUUGUUGAGUUUUUUACUGCCAAUUCUAAUACUUUAUAUUUUU
This is a messenger RNA of Planococcus citri (citrus mealybug), 8322 nucleotides long. RefSeq lists its product as uncharacterized. The record is from RefSeq and is a predicted model, not a curated record. The transcript is spliced from 2 exons. Lineage: Eukaryota; Metazoa; Arthropoda; Insecta; Hemiptera; Pseudococcidae. Bases 3946 to 7743 code for a protein of 1265 amino acids.